This is a messenger RNA of Dendroctonus ponderosae (mountain pine beetle), 4561 nucleotides long. Its product is annotated as chaoptin. The record is from RefSeq and is a predicted model, not a curated record. Gene Ontology annotation, molecular function: protein binding. Lineage: Eukaryota; Metazoa; Arthropoda; Insecta; Coleoptera; Curculionidae. Gene Ontology annotation, cellular component: extracellular matrix.
CGUUAUGCUUAAGAAUUUCUUAACAAUGAUAACGUAAGUCUUGAAUCAGUUGAUCUAUCUCGUCUGUAGAAUUACAUUCCCCAGAAUCCACUUCUUGUAGUCCAUGUCAGUAUCAAGAAAGACCUCGGUUUGUUAGGCUUUUUCACUGCUAAAUACUUGGCUCGUGGGUGCGACCGACACCUUUUCAUUGUGGUUGACCUUUUGUGAUAUUUUUGUAUCCUAACAAAACAACUUUCUGUAUGUAUUUCAUUAUCGGGUUACAUAAACUGAAAAAAGAUCUUGACGACACUAUUUUUAUUUUAUUUAGUAAAAUUGUGGUAGAAAGUAGGUAACAAUUUUUUGUGAGUGAAAUAGAUAGUGGUUUAACUUCAAGAGAGUUAUCUUCUGUAUUACGUUUUAGUGUAUCGAAUGGAUUUUACUUUGCUCAGAAAAUGGUUAUUAAAUCGUUAGUUCUUCUGGUAACAACUGCUUCAUUAAUUAACUCCAAAGAAUAUGUGCCAUGCCAAGAAAUAUCGCAAACACUACGGUUUCCAUGCAAAUGCGCUUUGGGACCGGUUGAAGAGGUCCUUAGUGGCAAUCCAUCUUUGUCAGUUAACUGUGACAGAAUAGUGUUUCCGCUGGACAUGCCAUUUCUACCUUAUGGAACUCCAGUGGUAAACUUCAGCCAAAAAUAUGCCGGACAUCAUUCAUUGCCAAGCCAUAUAUUCACAGCCAGUCUACCUCUAAGAUAUCUCGACUUAUCGCACAAUUAUCUGCGAAAAUUAAUGGACAAAAUGCUGAGCACUAUUCAAAAUACUUUGAUUGAAUUGAGGUUACAAUCAAAUCUACUGGGUGAUACACUUAAUCCAAUAUUCUCGACCAGCGAGUUUCGGGGUCUCAAAUAUCUGAACCUUCUCGAUUUAAGCAGCAAUGGAAUUAAAGCUAUAGAAGAAGGCAUUUUGGAUGGUUGUGACAAAUUGCAGGAAUUAUACUUGGAUCACAACGACUUCCAAUUAAUUCCGAGCACCUCCCUUAAUGGCCCUAAAUCUUUAAAAGUAUUGUCACUGAGCAACAACAACAUAGAUUCGAUCAAAGUGGACACGUUCAUCUCUCAGCCAAACUUGGAAACAAUUGACUUGGGACAUAAUUUAAUAUCAGUAAUAGAAAACGGAGCCUUAAGUAAAUUGGAGAAUAUAAAAACUUUAAAACUAUCUCACAACAAAUUAUCGAAAUUCAAUAGCGACGUUUUCGUUGGAGCAGAAAGUCUGCUUGACUUAGAAUUGUCUGAAAAUUUUAUGACGGAAUUUCCAACAGAAGCCAUCAAGAUUUUUGAACAUUUGAAAUAUCUCAAUCUGUCGUCAAAUUUGAUUCAGACUUUGGAUAAUAACAACUUGGCAUUUCUUUCCACUCUACAAGAGUUAGACUUAAGCCGAAAUAGUCUAACCAAUAUUGCUCCUGGGACAUUUCUGGGGCUGAAGAAUUUACAAAAACUGGACAUAAGUGUGAAUUCGUUAAGAAUGGUGGAAGACGAUGCAUUUGAAGGUCUGGAUAAUCUAGAAUAUCUGAAUUUAAAAGAUAAUAACAUUUUGUUAAUCCCUGCAUCGGCUUUGGGUAGACUUCCACGACUAACUUCUCUCCAGUUGGAUUACAAUAGAAUAACAGCCUUGUCCAGUGAAAUAUUGCAUUCAAUUGCAGAACGAGUAACAAAGCUCGUGAUUUCCAGUAACGUUGUUAGAGAGCUUUCCAGUGCAACGUUUCAAAAUUUCAGAAAUUUAAAAAACUUGGAUCUAAAAAGAAACUGGAUAACGAGUUUAUCCGCUGAUGCAUUUGUUGGGCUUGAAGACUCAUUGGAGCAUCUCGAUUUAUCCGAAAAUAAAAUCAUGACUUUCCAAAAACCUCCUUUACCUUUCAACGCGCUUAAAACUUUAGAUUUGAGUAACAACUAUUUGGAAGAGUUGCCGAAUGCACCAUUUAAUUUCUUAUCUUCCCUUAAAGCACUGAAUUUGAGUAAUAACUUUCAUUUAUCUAUUCUACUAGGAACUACUUUAAAUGAAUUAAAAGAAAUUGAGGUAAUUGACUUUAGUUAUUGUGGAUUGCAGUCAAUUUCUCCAGAACUGUUUCAGAAAUCCAAUUCAUUAAUCGAAAUUUAUAUUGGUCAUAACAAUUUCUCAGAAAUACCUAGCAAAACUUUUGUGAAUAUGCCAAAUCUAACAGUUGUUGAUUUAUCCCAUAAUAGAAUAACAACAAUAAAGCAAGAGGCGUUUGCAUUUGUGAUGAAUAUCAAGCAGCUUAGCCUCAAAGGAAAUCGACUUAGAUCAUUUAAAGGAGAAUAUUUCAAUACUGGCACAAGUUUAGAGCUCCUAGAUAUAUCAAAUAAUGAGUUAAAUUACCUAUUUCCUUCAUCGUUCAGAAUUCAUCCUAGACUAAAAAAGAUUAUCGCCAACAGCAAUAAACUAAUUUUCUUUCCAGCUGAAUUAAUUGCAAAUCUGCAAUUCAUAGAAUAUAUCGACUUGUCUUUCAAUAUGCUGAAGGCAAUAGAUGAACUAGAUUUUGCCAGAUUACCCCGCUUAAGAGUUCUAAUGUUAUCAAAUAAUAAUCUUGAAAACUUAAGUGAGAUGGCGUUUCACAAUAGUACCCAAUUACAAAGACUUGACUUAAGUGCCAAUCAAUUGGAAAGACUCGGUGACCGAAUUUUUGAAGGUUUGAUCAGACUGGAAGAACUUAAUCUGGCCAACAACUACCUUGUUGAUUUACCGGAAACUAUUUUUGAACGAGUAAAAUUGCAAAUGCUUAAUAAAAUAAUUCUGUCGCGAAACAAAUUCGUAAAUGCUCCCUUUAAAGCACUCCAACGCCAAUAUUUAUCUUUGAAUGAUGUCGAUUUAUCACAUAAUAAUAUCGAGGAAAUUCCGGAAGACAAUCAUAUAAUGGUCAAUAUUAAAAAACUCGAUUUUUCCUUCAAUCCCCUGUCCUCUGAAGCAUUAGCCAAUAUUAUCGGAGAGCCAAAAACAGUAAGGAGUUUAAAUCUGGCUAAUACGGGAAUCUCAACAUUAUACAGACUGGAAACACCGUUUUUGAAGCAUCUGAACUUAUCAUACAAUAAUAUUUCAAAAUUGACUGGUGGCAUGUUUGAAAGAACUACUUUAUUGGAAACUCUGGAUUUGUCUAACAAUGAAAUUGCGAGCAGUAAAGAUUUCUCCAAUAUUUGGAAAAUGUUGCAAAGUUUGAAAAUGUUGAACAUAUCUAAUAAUGCAAUUGAAGGAGUAUCAAAUGCCGAUUUUGAAGGAUUAAGUACUUUAAGAUAUUUGAGCAUUCAUUCUUUAAAAGAAUGCAGUAAAAUUGAAAAAACGAGUUUCAAGAAUGUACCCAAUCUAGUCGAGUUGAACGCUUACGGAUACCCGAAAAUUGGAUAUCUUGAUGUAAACGGAAUAUUGCAAAAUAUGCCACUAUUAGAAAAACUGAAUAUCGAAACCAAAGAUGCAGCCAUAGGUAAAGACCAGUUACAAAUCAUGUCACAUCCAAGACUACAUGAACUUGGCAUUAGAGGAUCGAGACUCGGAAUUAUUUCCUCUGGAACUCUAUCGGGAAUUAAAGGUCCGAAUGUAUUAAUCAGCUUUAUAAAUACUUCCCUAACAUCCAUUCCACCCUCUCUCUUUUUCCCGGUCCCUAGAUCUUCAAAAACCACAUUAGAUGUGACCGGGAAUCAGUUAACUACGUUGAAUGUACAACUUUUAACAACGUUAGAAGAUAGAAGAGGAGAUUUGCAGCUGACUGGAUUACAAUCCAAUCCCAUAAAUUGCGAUUGCAAUUCACGGGCUUUGAGAAGAUGGCUGCCCUCGCACAUGAUGACUGUAAAGUGUUCAAGCCCAGCAUAUUUAGCUGGCAAAUAUCUGGCUGAAAUUGGUGAUGAUGAACUAACAUGUGAUCCAAAGAAGAUACUUCAACAAUCCACGACCCACCCAACAAUGUCCAGUUUAUCUGACACAACCAGUUUGCAAAAGAAACCCACAGAAAUGGAUAUAAUUUGGUCAACGCCAGUAACGGAUAAAAUUGAACAAAAAGUAAAAACUGCUGCAAAUGGCCUGUCUACUUUGAACAAUGAUGAUACGCUGAUCAUUGGUAUCGUGGGUGGUGUGGUAGCUUUCAUUGCCAUUCUCAUCAUAGUGAUUUGUAUUAUAAGAUUACGUAUGGGGAGUACUGAAUAUAGAGGCGGGCCCGUGACCCGAGGCUCAAUAAUCGCUCCAGGUGUAAUUGGAUCAGGCAGCAGUUGUGCUUGCAGCAUAAAAGGGGGGCCACCUGCUUCACUGGGAACAGCUUUAUAUGCUAUUCCACCAAGCUACGCCGCCACGUUACCCCAUAAAAUGGCGCCUAUGCAUCAAGGUAUGCGUGUAUCAUCUGCCAUGAACUCAACAAUGGGAAUAGGACCUUAUUACCAACAAAGUAACGUCCAGCCAUAUUUCAUAGCCACGUACCCAUCGGACGAAAAAAGCUACCGAUAAAAAUAACAAAUUUUUGUUGAGAAUUAUCAAUGAGAAUUAAGUCCUGUACUAAAUGUCUUAAUUAUGUUGGAUCAUAUUGAUCUUAG